GUGUUUCCGUGCACUGAUUGGCCGGACCAUUCAGGAGGUUUGUUAUUGGCGAACUGCGCGCACUGCGAGCUCAGUGAUUUGCUGUCUGUGUCCACCGAGAACUGUGAUUGGCUGGUCGGAGGUGCGCGGAGCCCCGUGUUUGUUGUCUGCGUGUUUUUGGCGUGGAGGGAGUGUCCGAAGACGGCCUGCGCGGGUCGGGUCGGCAUGUACUGUGCAGCCCGCGGCGCCUGGCCUCUGGCCCUGCGUGCUGUGCAGUGUGACUCCCGCCGCACCGCCCUGCCCCAGCCUCGCCUCCUCCUCUGCCCCUGCCCCUGCCAGAGGAGCCCGGCUCUGGACAGGCUGUCCUCGGCACCCUGCCUCUCCUGCUGGGCACGUCGAACAGCAGGGAACGGGCCAGCCCGGCCGAGCACCUCUCCUAGAAAGGCGUUCUUCUCAGCAGCCUCGCUGUCCUCCGAGGACUCGAUAAGUGAGACGUUGAAAACAUGCUACAUAUACCUGAACCAGACCAGCCGCAGUUUUGCUGCCGUUAUUCAAGCUCUGGAUGGAGACUUGAGGCAGGCAGUGUGCAUCUUCUACCUGGUACUGCGGGCUCUCGACACGGUGGAGGAUGAUAUGUCCAUUCCUCUGGAGGAGAAGGUGCCCAUGUUACAGAACUUCCACACCUACCUGUACCAGCCCGAGUGGAGGUACAGCCAGAGUCAGGAGAAGGACAGCCAGGUGCUCCAGGAUUUCCCCUCGAUUUCACUGGAGUUCCGUUCCCUGGCCAAGGUUUACCAGGAUGUGAUCGCUAAUAUUUGCCACAGGAUGGGAUUGGGAAUGGCGGAAUUCUUGCAGAGAAGAGUGGAGUCAAUUAAGGAAUGGGACACGUACUGCCACUACGUCGCUGGCCUUGUGGGCAUUGGCCUCUCCCGGUUAUUUGCUGCUUCUGAACUGGAGGAUGCUGUUGUCGGGGAGGACACAGAUCUGGCCAAUUCCAUGGGCCUCUUCCUGCAAAAAACAAACAUUAUUCGGGACUACCUGGAAGACCAGCAGGAGGGUCGAGAGUUUUGGCCUCAGGAGGUGUGGAGUAAGUAUGCAGAGAGGCUGUCUGACUUCACCAAGCCCCCAAAUGUUCAGGCGGCUUUGCAGUGUCUGAACGAACUGAUAACCAACGCUCUGCAACAUGUCCCAGAUGUCAUAAAGUACCUAUCACGCCUCCACAACCAGAGUGUAUUCAACUUCUGUGCUAUUCCACAGGUAAUGGCCAUUGCUACUUUGGCUGCCUGCUACAACAACCCUCAGGUUUUCCGAGGUGUGGUGAAGAUCCGGAAAGGCCAGGCUGUCACGCUCAUGCUGGGGGCCACUAACAUUGGAGCUGUCAAAGGGAUGUUCCAGCAGUACGCUCGGGUGAUCGGACAGAAGGUUCCGGGUGCCGGGAAGUGUGGAGCUGAAACACAGCAGAUUGUGAUGAAGGUGGAGUCACUGAGUCAGACUGAAGGGCAGCUGAUGUCUCGAAGUAACCUCUCACCCAUUUACCUAUCUCUGGCCAUGUUCCUGGUGGCAGUCAGCUGGCAGUACUGGCAGAGUCUGACGCGCAGUUCCGGCGAGUACAGGCACAGCCAGUGAGGCUAUUUACACCGGAGUGUGGAGCGGGUGACAGGACUGCGAUUCCCAACCAAAUCAUUUAUGCUAGCUUACAUCUGUGUGAUCAAGCCCAUCAGACCAGAGUUCGGUGUCUGGCACAAACCCAGCCCAGUGUUACAGCUGUACACCAAACCCCAGCCACAGGCGUGGGAGGUGGCAAUACAUUAUGAAACAUUUGGUUGGAUGCUUAUAUCGUCACAAUUUGACCUUGGACCGUUUCCUUAAAACCUGCUUGCUGGGACUGUGUCAUGAGAGUCUCGUCGGUGAGGCUUGUAGGUGAUGCUCUGCGACAGCUUUGGCACUGUCAUUAGUCAGGGUGACUUUCUUCUGCAUUGAUUUGCUGAUUGAGAUGAUUUAAUAAAUAAGUCUACAUGUU
Molecule: messenger RNA, 1999 nt
Organism: Mobula hypostoma (lesser devil ray)
Lineage: Eukaryota; Metazoa; Chordata; Chondrichthyes; Myliobatiformes; Myliobatidae
Gene: fdft1
Product: farnesyl-diphosphate farnesyltransferase 1
Exons: 8
Coding region: 205-1605 (466 amino acids)
Biological process (GO): cholesterol biosynthetic process; farnesyl diphosphate metabolic process
Cellular component (GO): endoplasmic reticulum membrane
Molecular function (GO): squalene synthase [NAD(P)H] activity
Source: RefSeq, a predicted model, not a curated record